CAAGCUUAAAUUCGUAUUCUGUUGGCACUCCGUCAUGACGUCUGCAGGUCCUGCCGGGACACAGACCAUCGCGGGCGUGCCCGUGGAGCUGGGGCAGCCCGUGCAUGUGAACACUAAGAAGCAGCUGCAGCGCCAGAUAAACGCUAUCGUGGGCUGGAAUGAGCUGGACCGCGCGCCCAUGAACGUGGCUCAAACCAUGCUGCGUGGCAACGAACAGCAGAUUGGCGAACACCCUUACUUCGUGUGCGAGAAGUCGGUGGGCGUGCGCUACCUAGCACUGCUAGUACAGGGUCGCUGCUACCUUAUCUCACAGAACUACGAGAUCCGCGAGGUGACGCUCUUCUGCCCCGUGCGCCCCGAUCGUCUGCAACCUGGUGUGGAUCGCAACACAGUCGUGCCACAUCAAUGGACAAUCCUGGACGGACUUAUGGUGUGUGACAAAGAUGGCAACAAGUCGGUGCUCACAUUGCUACUGUACGACAUCCUGGCACUCAAUGGCAGCCCCGUGAUGACCUCCAAGCUGCAGGACCGACUCAAGCUCAUCCAGAACGACGUGGUGGGUCCACGGAAGCAACUACCGCCGCCCAAAGGACAACCACCCGACAUGUUUCAACUCGUGCUGCAGUCCAUGUACCCCAUCAACCGUGUGGGGCAUGUGAUCCGCAGCAUUCUACCGAGAGUCUCCCAGACAAGGCAGAAUGCCGGACUGGUGUUCACGCCUGUGCUGCUGCCAUACACGCCCGGGUACUCUAAGGGGCUGUAUAAUUGGACGCCAUCGUCAGUGUUGUUUGCAGACUUCCAACUGGGUGUUGAAUGGAGAGGACGUCCACCGAAGCCCGGAUUUAAGCUCAUAAUCCAUGACAAGCGCACACAGAUCUUUCACGACUGGAUCACAUUCGCACCAGAUGACUUCGAGGCCUUCCGACAGGACAAGAAAGCGUCUUCGCGUAUCGUGGAGUGUGUGUACGAUCCCGAGUGGCUCACGUACAUUCCGUCACACGAUAAGAGCACCUGGACUUCUGGAAGCACGGAGUUUAAUGCUACCGAUCGCGGCAUCGGAUGGCGGAAAGGUGGCUGGAAGUUUAUCCGAUGCCGCCCAGAUCGCAGUAUGCCGCUCGAGCGCAGUUAUCUUGCGAUGAUAGAGAAAGCAAUUGGCGAAGAUAUUAAACUUGACGAGAUCGAGCGGUUUUUUCCCGACGAUCCCAGCAAGAAACCUCAACAAAAGAGUCGUCAUGACACUCCAUCAACGGCAGACGUAAGUGUUUCAUCUUCUUCAGUUGUUGCUUCUGCAAUCUAUCAAUGUUACCCUUGUGUAAUAGGAUUUUGCUCCACCAAGUAAGAAGAAACGUGGUAGUGGAGCAGGUGGUGGCCAAGGGCCUGGGACAGGUGUAUGCUACGACUUCCAAAACAAGGGCGUAUGUCAGCGCGGUCGGUUCUGCCACUUCUCGCAUUGUGCAUGUAAUUCUACGUGUUCAUGUACACCGACCAAGAAUACUUAUGGCCAACGACCUUCGUACAGGAGAACCGACUACGACGCCCCACCAUCUCCUGAAGUCACGCCUUCAUCGAUCGCUGAUGCAUCUUCGAUACCGGACAAGCCUCCUUCGUUGCGUCACACCAACUCGUUCGAACGUGAUUCGAGUCUCAAGACUGACGGGAACACAGGAGAGGAGGAAGAAGCUGGAGAACUCACCGACAACAACAACUUGCACAUCAACAGCAUCUACGCACCUCUCGAGAACUUUGACAAGGAAACAAUUGCAGCUAAGCGUGCGCAGCUAACAGCACUCGGAAACCGUCGCAUCUGGGCAAGUCUCGGACUUGAAGAUAAACCGCAGCGAACACGUCCCUGCGGACUCAUCGUGUCGAAAUCUGGUGAAGUGGCGUAUGUCCGUCCAUUGGAGAAAUAAGAGAACAACAUGCAGUUUCCGCUUUCAUUGCUUACGUCACGGAAUAACAAAUAAAAUGAGUGUGCUGCUAUCUGACCAGUGGUGUGAUACCUCAGGAAGAACAGAGCUACUGUUGCUUGGGGGCAGCCUUCCUGGGCAGGUCUUCAAAUACCAUUGUGCCGUCCUUCAGUCCCUGAAUCUCGUCCUUGGUGAGGAAUCGGCCUCCGGGACCACGCGGCCGCCGCAUGGCGUGCUUGUGCCGCGAAUCGUGCAGAUAUGCCUUACGCUGGCGGUUACUUCCUAGCUUGGCCUCCAGCUUUGCUCGCUGCUGUCGACGGAUCAUAAUGCGGUGGUAUUGCUUGGCGUUGACGUAGACUGGCUCCUCCUCCGUAGUCUCGGCCGAGUUGGGAGUCGUAGGACGCGGGAACAUCGACUGCGACAGCUAAAACGACAAGACAAAACGUCAGUUAAUGAGAGCGUAAUAUAGUACAAACAUGUGCUCAAGAUUUACCAUAUAGGGCUGCAUCAUGGCGU
This is a messenger RNA of Phytophthora nicotianae INRA-310, 2423 nucleotides long. RefSeq lists its product as hypothetical. Gene Ontology annotation, biological process: 7-methylguanosine mRNA capping. Lineage: Eukaryota; Oomycota; Peronosporomycetes; Peronosporales; Peronosporaceae. The transcript is spliced from 5 exons. Gene Ontology annotation, molecular function: metal ion binding; mRNA guanylyltransferase activity; ATP binding. The record is from RefSeq and is a predicted model, not a curated record. The coding region runs from base 35 to 1339 and encodes 434 amino acids.